AUGCGAAGUCUGAAAAGCAAAGCUGCUUCUGGAGACUCUACUUUUAAGUUCCAUGCGGGAUACAAAAUAAUAGGUGAUGAGUCUGAAACUAUUGUGUAUGGUCUUGCCCAGUGUUCGCCGGAUUUGUCUAGGAGAGAUUGUGACGCUUGCUUAGGGAACGCUAUCUCAAAAAUCCCAGAUUGUUGUGAGAACAAGAUUGGUGGUAGGGUUAUAAAAUUCAGCUGCACUCUUCGAUUUGAGAGGGAAAAAGAAGCCUACCCAAACCGAAGUCCCUAUGAAACCAACCUCAAUACUCUUCUUUCUAAAAUCACUCCCAAAACCAUUGUUGACAAUGGCUUCUACAGUUCCGAGUAUGGUCAAGCCCCCAACAUAGUCCACGUACGAGGUCUGUGCCGGGGAGACGUGAAUCCGAUAACUUGUUGGAAUUGCCUCAACUAUGCCAAAACCCUUCUCCCUAAGGUAUGUCCAAAUCAGAAAGAAGCAUUUGGGUACUAUGACUUCUGCACUUUUCAAUACGCAAGUCGUCCAUUGUUGGGAUACCUGGAUCCUGAAUUUGCCUAUAGUUUCAACAACCCACAAAAUGCAACAGACAAAAAAGAGUUCACAAGUGCGCUUAAUGAUCUAAUGCAGAGACUGAAAAGCGAAGCUGCUUCUGCGGACUCUAACUUUAAGCUAUCUGUGGGAAGCAAAAUAGCUGACGAGUCUGAAACUGUUUAUGGUCUUGUUCAGUGCUUGCCGGAUUUGUCUAGGCCAGACUGUAAUGCUUGCUUGGAGAAGGUGAUCUCAGAUAUCCCACUCUGUUGUAAGAACAAGAUUGCUGGUAGGGUUAUUAAACUCAGCUGCAAUCUUCGAUUUGAGAGGGGUCGUUUCUAG
This is a messenger RNA of Neltuma alba, 873 nucleotides long. Its product is annotated as cysteine-rich repeat secretory protein 38-like. The record is from RefSeq and is a predicted model, not a curated record. Lineage: Eukaryota; Viridiplantae; Streptophyta; Magnoliopsida; Fabales; Fabaceae. The coding region runs from base 1 to 873 and encodes 290 amino acids. The transcript has 2 exons.